AGUCUCAUUGUGAACUCUGUGAACCACCCUUGUUUGUACUUAUGUUCUUGUGCUGGUAGAAGCCGAAGCUGCAGCAGUACGAGACCAUCUCCAGCCCUCCGCCCACCUCACCAGGACCGCCCACAAACGCUCAACGCCCCCUCCUGAACCGAACGGACAGCAGAACCAACUUCCCUUUCCGCCCGCCAUUCCCAAACCAACCAGGACCGCCCAACCGACCUCCGCCAAAUCAAACACGACCGCCCGUCCCACCAGGCACGCCCCCGUUCGCUCAGAGGCCCGCUCCGCCCCCCGGACCACGCCCACAAGGCGUGCCGGGCCAACCGUUCGCCGCUUAUCAACCGCGCGCUAGCUUCAGGCCUCCCACUCCGUUCCCCAGGCCGCAGGUGGCCAAUCAGCGGCCGCCGGGCGUGUUCCAGCAGCGCCCCUCCCAGAAUUUCAACGGACCACGCCCACAAGUUCUAGAAGAGGUGAAUAGAAGCCCAGCGCUGGAUUUCUCGAACGUGGAAAGGUCAACUAAGCUUCCGGAUGAUAACAAGAAUGCUAAUGACUAUGUUAAAGCGCCCUCCAUAGCUGCUAUGAACAACAGGAGCUAUAGUCUUUCUUCUAACGCUCCGGAACAGGCUGCUGAUGGCAGAGAAGAAGCUAGGAGGAGGUCUGUUAGCAGCUUGGACAGUAUGGGAGGAGAAAGACCUAGCUCUAGGCCUGUUUCCAGGCAGAGUUCGAUAACUGGUUCUACUGAGAGUCUAGACAAAAAGCCUGAGAGCGAGUUGCCGUCUAGACCAGAGUCAAGGUCGGCUUCGCGGAUGAACAAAAUCGAAGAAGACGAGGAUAAGUCCAACUCGCUCACAGACGUGUCUCCGAAGAGUAACGAGUUGAGCAAUUUUAGCCAAAUCGAGAGCGUCUCAAAGUCGCAGCCUACUUUGAGUAAGACGUCGGAUAGUAGUACGACUAAUGGCAAGGUUUUGGUGGAGAAGCCGGUGGAGAAUGGCACUGCGGAGGGGGGUAGCAAGGUUGGGAAAUUCUUGGAUUUGGGGAAGCCCCCCAAAGCGAAAUCCCCGGCUAGAUCAGAAGGAGACAAUGACAGUGGCGUCGAUGAGUCCACACAAGGAAAUGAUCAGUCCAGUAAUAGCGAGAGCAGAUCGCCCCGAAAGAGUUCGAAAUCUAGAACAUCAACUUCGACCCCCGUAGCUAGAUCUUUAUCCAGAGGAUCAAAGUCGCCUAGCUUGAAGAGUCCGGAUUCCAAUGCUACCACUCCAGGAUCGAUUACAGAACGGAAAAAAGUUCCUAUGAAUAAAGUCCAAGUCGGAUCAGCACCUUCACCAAAUUUGAAAGUGGUUAGAUCGAAAAUUGGAUCUUUAGAAAACGCGAGUUACAAACCAGGUGGUGGCCACGUCAAAAUAGAGAGCAAAAAAUUGGAUUUCAAAGGGGCAGGACCCAGAAUAGAAGCCAAAAACGACAAAUAUGUCCCCAAGGGAGGCGAUAAAAAAAUAGUACAACAAAAAUUGCAAUGGAGCGCGAAAUCAAAAAUAGGUUCUUUGGAAAAUGCAACUCACAAACCUAAGGGCGGAGACAAAAAAAUCGAAUCGAAAAAAUUGGAUUUCAAAGAGAAGGCCCAAUCAAAGGUGGGAUCUAAAGCCAACAUGAAUCAUAUACCAGGUGGUGGAGACGUCAAGAUCGAAACCAAGAAGAUAGAACUGAAAGUAACCAGCAAAGUGGGUUCUUUGGACAACGUCAAACAUAAGCCUGGUGGAGGAGACAAAAAAAUUUUUGACGACAAAGAAUAUCUGAAACAGACAUCUCUUGUCUCUAGUUUGGACCACUCUUUGUCUGGAUCGCAAAAUUCACUUCCAUCUCAGCCAGAAAAGGUACCAAAUGAGGACGAGAAUUUGAACCAGAAACAUUGAGAUGGUAGCUACCAAAUAAUUUUUGACAUUCGAAAAACUUGGUACUUGGUAUAUAUCCAGGCGUGAUUGUUCUAAAUGAGAGAACUGAGAGAGAUGUUGCGAAAUAACUUUUAUUACCUACCUAAGAUGAAUCUUGCAUGUCCAAUAAAAUACCUAUAUUCAUAAGAUUAUACUUACUAAAAUAACUGCACUGGAGUAUAACUUGUAGAAUAACAUUUCUUUGAAUUGACGUAAACGAACUUCAAUAUUGCAACCUUUCUGGAUAUUUUAUGGGCGAUAUUGAAGUGUCAAUAUUAUUAUUGUAUUGCGAUUACAAUAAUAGAAUAUAAGUCAAAAUCGAAUAAUACAAGAUUAGUUUUGGUGUUGUGACAUCUAAUUAAUAUGACCAAAAUUUCGUCUCUGUGAACUCCAUUUUUAUAUGAAUCAUAUUUCACAUUUCAUGACAUCAAAAAUUGUUUAUACUUACUAAAAUGGAGAAACAGAAUGACGGAAAAGUAAUAAUUUGUACUGUAUUUAUAGUCACCUCAUAUUUUUUAGAUUAAUAAUUUGAGGACACAUAAUCAUUCCAGUGAUUGUUCCUUGGAAUAAAAAUUUGAAGAAAGUUACUCAGAAAUACUCAAUUGGUUUUAUCUAACCAAUGAUUAUGUGUCUUAUCGAAGAUUCCUUCAAUUGCUUUAGUUUAUUUAUUGUAUUUGUAGUUUACACGUUUUUUUUUUUUCGUUUUAUUACCAUUAUCUGUAUUUUGAUGUAAAUCAGUUUUUCUUUUCAAGUAUUUUGACCAUCACCAAACACAUUUUUUAACCAUAUCAGCAUAAUUUAAAUGGUUAUGAUUAUUAUAAUAAAAGUUGC
Phaedon cochleariae (mustard beetle) is the source of this 2756-nucleotide messenger RNA. NCBI's taxonomy places the organism in Eukaryota, Metazoa, Arthropoda, Insecta, Coleoptera, Chrysomelidae. The record is from the annotation of a GenBank genome assembly.